AUGACAAAAAAUAAGGAAAUAGCAGAAUUUCUUAUUUCUCAUGGUGCAAAUGUCAAUGCAAAAGCUAGAGGUGGAUAUACAGCGCUUAAUUUUUCAGAUAUGUUACAAAAUAAAGAAAUGGCUGAACUUCUUAUUUCACAUGGUGCAAUUAGAGUUCCAAUAUAA
This is a messenger RNA of Trichomonas vaginalis G3, 165 nucleotides long. Its product is annotated as Ankyrin repeat family. NCBI's taxonomy places the organism in Eukaryota, Parabasalia, Trichomonadida, Trichomonadidae. The record is from RefSeq and is a predicted model, not a curated record. The transcript has a single exon. Bases 1 to 165 code for a protein of 54 amino acids. Gene Ontology annotation, molecular function: protein binding.